GGGGGUCGUUAUUCUAUGGGGGUCGAAAUACUUCAUUACACCGGCUCAAAGAAGAUCAACAACAACAACAACAACACGACAUUGAGCUUGCAAACUGCCCAAAAAGUCAUAACUGAUAAGUAUUUGAAAGAUGAGAAGUGUUGACCUAAUCAAGCAUACCUUGUUCAGAUGUAGUAUCUGGCAGGCAGGAAAGAUUUUACCAGCUGCAAACCUAAAGUUCUCAACUCAUGCGAAAAGACAGGCUUUGUUCAGCAUAUAUAAUUCAGGCUACAAUGCUCCUAGAACAGACUCUAUGCCUGUGAGUCCAUGUCAGCAUAACAAACACUACUUGUAUUUAGUGUCACAUCGUACAAUGGCUGGACAUUCUCAUUGGGCAAAUAUAAGACAUACGAAAGGGGCGGCUGAUGCCAAGCAUGCUGCGAACGUUCAGAUGUUUGUUAAACUGAUGAAAGGAGCCAUUUCUGAUGGCGGUUCCAACCCAGAGACUAACAGUAAGUUAGCAUCAAUACUAGAAAGAAUGAAGAGUGUUAACAUAGCCAAAGCUGAUAUAAAGAGAUACCUUGAAAAUGCAACAAAGAAAGCUGGUUCAUCACAGACAUUUUACUUUGAAGUGAGAGGUCCUAGGGGAGCAAUAUUUGUGCUUGAAGUUGAGUCAGAAAACUUCAAACUUUCCCGGGACUUGUUAAAUGCAUCAAUGAAGAAAACCAACGGGAAAGUACAAGACAUACCAUCAUUCCAAAGCUUUUUUGAUAUGAAAGGUAUUGUCUCAGUGCCUGUAACAAAGGACAUGCAGGUGUCCAACAUGGAUGAAUACCUGGAAAUAGCUAUAGAAACUGGAGCAGAAGAUGUUAUCUUGACAAAAGAUGAGAAUGGAGAUGGGGAUGAAUACACCCUUAAGUUUCACUGUGAUCCUCAGACAAUGAAAAAGACAGCCAAAGACAUUGAGGAGACAUACAAUCUAGAGUAUUCAACAUGUGAAGUGGAACUCUUUCCUCAUAACUGGGUCACCAUUGACUCCAAGGAUGACAUCGAAGCUUGUACAAAAAUCGCAGACAAACUUCAAAAUCAUCCAGAAUUUGUGAACUUAUUUGAUAAUAUAUCUAUGCCAGACGAUUGAUACAAACAUUUUAGGAAAAUAUUUUAAUUUUUUUUUUCUUGAAGUUUUCUCCAUAUUUUCUAGACUAAUAGAGUGCUUUUAUAUUGAUAUUAAGAACUUCCUAAGAUUUACCCUGUAAAUUGCUUUUUUGUUGUACCAUAAUAACAAACUAAUGAGAGCAUUUUCUAAAUUUAGAAAAUUCUGGCAUAAAUCUUUUUUAAAUAUUGAUUUACAGUUAUUUAAAAUAAAAAGUAAAAAUUAGUGAUACUGUGAUUUUAAGACAAUGUUUAUUAAUGUUUAUUAAUUUAUAAUGCUCUUGUGUACACUGUAAAAUAUUAAAAAUAUUUUUUAAACCUGCUUAAUGUAUGCAUUAUGCAGUAAAAUGUUGAUGAAUAUACAGA
This is a messenger RNA of Mercenaria mercenaria, 1497 nucleotides long. Its product is annotated as probable transcriptional regulatory protein TTE1135. The record is from RefSeq and is a predicted model, not a curated record. Lineage: Eukaryota; Metazoa; Mollusca; Bivalvia; Venerida; Veneridae. Gene Ontology annotation, cellular component: mitochondrion. The transcript has 6 exons. Bases 131 to 1117 code for a protein of 328 amino acids.